Messenger RNA from Batrachochytrium dendrobatidis JAM81, 901 nucleotides. RefSeq lists its product as uncharacterized. The record is from RefSeq and is a predicted model, not a curated record. The transcript has 3 exons. Lineage: Eukaryota; Fungi; Chytridiomycota; Chytridiomycetes; Rhizophydiales. Bases 1 to 792 code for a protein of 263 amino acids.
AUGCAAAGCCAGCAAGCUGCUGUCCAGCGACUUGGUUCUAUUCGAUCGUCCAUCUCGCAGAUUCUAGUCUCUACCUCGUUUCUUGUAAUAGGACUCUCAAUUUAUGGAUUUCUACCUGGCACUCUGGUCCGACCAAGUGGAUCGUAUUGGGGAAUUUACCGCAUUAUUAUUAAUGCCAUUAUGGCUGGUAUGGCUCACCGUCGUUGCAUCACCAAUUUCCGCGGAAUAUUCUAUAUUGCAUUAAACUCUGCUGUGGAAUUAACCGCCAUUGGAAUUAACUUGAGAAACAAUAUGAUGAGCGACAGUGGAUGUGUAAACGAUACUCGAUGCAAUGAAGAUAAAUAUGGCGAGGGUGUUAUUCCAAGAUACACCAGCAUUGCUCUUUUCGGAUUGCCAUGGAUCAUUAAUGUCGGAUUAGUGAUUUCAAUUCUAGUGCUGCUUGCCAGGGAAGACAUUGCAAGAAAUACUCUUUGGCCGCAAGGCCAAGUUCCUAAUGCCUACAAUGUUGUGUCUGUACCUACCACGAUCGUUACUAAUCCGACCCAUGGCCCGGUCAAUGGGAUCAUUCAUGCUGGCCCCAUGACUGUUGCUUUUGGACCAACUGCACCAGCAAUGCCUCCAUCUAACCUUGGAUAUCCACCUUUACAUCAACCGUAUUCACCACCACAACCCAAUGGGAAACCACCAUCUGAAGCUGCCUCGCCUUAUUUCAAAAACGAUUCCUCAUUACCUCCACCAUAUGAAUACAAUGCAGGCUCAUCGUCUGGUCCUCCACUGCCACAACGACGGUAGCAAAUCUUGCAGAGUUUCAUAUAAAUUCUGAUAUUCCAGCAACGAUUACUCGUUAAAACAGUGACGGUUCAGUCAAUAACAAUAAAUAAUGUGUUGCUGUGGCCAAUCC